AUGGCCGCUUUCGGCCAUGCGGCGCUCCUCACGCAGCUCUACCACCACACGGUGCUUCCACGCGACGUGCCGGAGCGAGAGGACAAGAACCUAUACCGGGCUGAGAGUGAGCUCGUAACCCGCUUGACUGAUGCGGUGAAGUCACUUGUGCCACACGCUCCUUUAGACGACCUGCCGUGCAUCGAUGCGGUGAGGCUCGCUCUCACAACAUGUGGAUCCAUCAACGUAGAAGGAAAGAUAGAUAAGACCUUACUCAUCAAGGCAUUACAACAGCUCGAAGCGAGGCAAGCCCUCAUCCUUCACGUCACAGGACAGAACGCCGCGUUGCUCAUUUAUCGACAUGCCAGCUCUGACGGCUCGAACUUCGUCGUGUUCGAGGCUUAUGAGACAUCAGCUACAUGUGAGCGAGUGCUUGCAUCCGAGAACGCAUUGCAGUGGGAUUUUCCCGGUCAAGCUCUAGCGAUACCUUACGACAUAAUGGCAGAGGAUGACUUUCAGCAAAGCCUCUGUACAUUUCUGGAGCAGGCCAGCAUCGAAUCCAUCAAGCAGUUCGCGGCAGUCACCUACAAGGCUUGCGCACCACAGCCAGAGAUUCGUGAUACCCCGGAGCCUACCCUUGUGACCGAGGCGCUCAUGGCUAUAUUGGAGGUGAAUGGCUCAGUUCACACCACGCCCCUCCUUCGCAAGCGUGUGCGUGACACCGUCUCAUUCGACAAAGCGUACAAACCUUGGCGCAGAUCCGCAUUCUACCUGACAGUACGCGUUGCCAUUCAGCGGCAUUUGUACAACCUCCUCGGCGCUGACGCAGGGCGGCUGUACUAUAAAGCAGUCAUCGCAAUCUUCCUGAUGCAGUUGCUCAACGACGGUCUAUACGCCAUCUCGAACGACGCAUCACAUGCUAUUCUCCAAAAGCUUGGUCGUCGCCUGGCCAAGUUGGAGCUUGAUUACGACCGUGGCUCUGAAACAUACAAGGACCUUCAUCGCCAAAUAUUCCUGGCCCAAAUUCUCAAUCAUGCGAUGUACUUCCGAUUCAGCACUGCCAUGACUGAGAUUCGAUCUCCAGCAGAUCUGUUGGGACAUUAUGAAAGCAGCACAGCUCUUAAGCCCUUCGUUGCAGUCAUGCACCGCUACCUCGAUAUUUUCGCCUACGAAGACUGCUUAGCGAACGCUGACCUAGGCGAUGACCUGGGCGAUGACCCAAGCGACUAUGAUAGCUGCACAUCGCUUGCACGCAAAAUUGAGACGUACAUAUCGAAGAUCGGGGCUGCAUAUUCGGACUAUCCAGGAGUUCUUGAGCCGCCAACUUUUGAAGGUUCUGGAACUAUGGAUGGCCUAUGGAUAUCCAUGCUCAAUGUUUUCCAGCUGGCUACCCUAGAAGAGUUCAGACGUAUUCGCGACGUACAGCUCUACAUCAGCAAGCGUUGUCGAGGCUGUUGCAGGCAGGGAGCCAGGACUAUCUUCGAGACACCGACCAAGGAUUGUUUCGCCGUCCGCUAUUAUGACGAGUCAAUCGACGCAGCAUCGCUCUUGGAGCUACGUACUGAGAUUGAAGAAGAUGCUGAAAUAGAGCUUGCUGCAAAAGAAGAAGAAUGGCAAGACAAGAGUGCUGUUCACGAAUCCAAGAUCCGAGAAAUGGCUGGCCUGUCCUGUGUGUACGUUACAGAAGUAGACGAGCACGGGAAUGAGCGACAAGUGCACAAGAAAGGCUGUCGCAAGCACAGACUGAAAUGGGAAGCCAAACAGAUGAUGAUCGAGAUCCUCGAACAUCCGUUGCCCAAGUCCGAACCAGCCCUCAAAGCGGUGGUAUUCGAACUCAUGUGUCCCGAGACCUUUGCUGCAUAUCGCGACGCAACGUGGUCGAUACUCUCUGCGUUUGCCUUCUCCCAUAAGGCUCCGUUAGACGCGACACCUGAAGUGGACGGUGCCCCGCCUCUCCGAUCGUAUCCAGGGCUGGAGAGCUACGCCAACGACAUCAUCUCCAGAGUGACUUUGGCGUCCUCCACAAAGUCGCACUUGCAAUCCCACUACGCCAAGUCGGGAUUCCCAGUCACUUUUCGAGAUAUCUGUCGAUCGUUUGGUCUCAAGCUGGACUACUACGACAGUUUGGCGCAAGUCUUCACGAGUAGUUCAGAUCAGCCGUCAUUUGCUCAUCUGUUCCCGCUGAAGAUACCCCCAAACUCGCCAUUUGCAUCCUUUGAUGAGAUGUUUGACAAGUGGCCUUCGUCAAACAGGGUGCUGGCAACACAGACUCGAUGUCCCCCGGAGGUCAAUGUUCACGAAUACAUGGCUUGGCAAGGCUUGCUACUUGGCACAAAUCUGCGAUGGCCGUCUCUGCUGCGGGAAAUGGGCUCUUCCAACCUGAGCUUUUCCACUGAAUCUACUUGGGCUGCCAUAUCUCGUCUCGUUCUUCAGGCUGGACCAGCAAGCUCUGAUGAUGCCUUGAGGGACAUUCAUUCUGCUUUACACGAUGGCAAAUUCUGUUCUCAAUUACUUGAUCAGAUCGAUUACCGCCUAGAAGCGAUCCGGAAGAACUGGCGGGAGUCAGUGCAGCUGGAUAUCCUCAUAACCAUAAUGCUGAAAGUCUUAUCAUGCGCUCCUGUUAACAGCAUCCGUUCAAUAGUCUUGCAACUAUUGUCUAAAUCGCGCGAGAUCACACAGGCUUGGUGUGCCAGCCUUCGAUCUACUGAACACGAACACGGAGCUGGACCAUCUAUCUUCGCGACAUGGGCAGCAGUGCUAUGCAAACGCACUUUUUACCCAACGUUAAGUGCACACGAUAUACCGCGUGAGCUUGUGAUAGAGUUCAUCAUCGCUUCCAUCACGCUGCAGAACUGUCUUGCAGGCAGCUUUGAUACCUUGCCAUACAACCUCAGGAAUGCUGUUUUGAGGGAUCUCACAUCUGUACACAGUAUCCGUGCACGAAUCGGAAACGUCAUACGCAGUGAGCAGCCAUUGUUAGAUUCGCUUAGAGCGUUUUGGCCGAUCCCAACAGACUGUGAGGAGCACCCUAUCACCAUCCUCCAUUACGAGGAUUCGGCGUGGAUCCUCAUGACAUUGUCCACGAGCGUCGGAGUACAGCAUCAUGUCCACUAUAACUUUGUCGAAGGCACACUUCUGAUCAAUGGGCAGGCCCUGGGGAUUCUGCCUGCCGAGUACCGACGCUGGCCCAUCAUUCAAGAGCUAUUCGGCUCCCAGGGACUGAGGAUGUUCCCGUCGUCAUUACCAGGCAUGUCACUCGUCGUCGACCGUUUAAUGCCAUGUGGGCAUUGGGUGCAUCUUGGCUUUCGUAACAAACAGCUAGUCAUUCGUGCGACACUCCGAGGCAGUGCUACAAACCGACAAACCGUGCUAGAGCUCAUAUCGCGAAAUAUUUUUGGUGAUCGUUUCCACUUUGAUCUGCCAGCGACCCUCGUUAUCGACUGCUAUCAUUGGCUAGACCUGAAUACGGGCAUUAUCGAGAUUCGUCAAUUGGACCCAUGGAAAUCAAAAAGAGGUAACUGGCGCCUGAACCUUGGCACCAGGCAGGCCACACGUAACAAUGGCUCUACAUUGGUGGAUCCUAACAGCGAUUUGGCGAAAAAGGUCAUGCAGAACUUCCACUUCUUCGAGUUCCCACAUAACAUCACCGUUUAUCAGCCAAAACGGGGCAGGGUGCGAGUGGAAUUGAAACGUCUAGAACUGGACUUUGUUGUCAAUCACGUCGGCUUGCUGCAAUGUCCACAACUUGGAGCUGUGAUUACUGAAACACCAUUGCAAGAUGUCGGAACUUGGUAUGGAUUGAAGAGCAAAUUGGUUGUACGGUCCAUAAAAGACCCUACGCAACGCAGCAUUCUCAUACCUCUAGGAGAGCAGACGAUCGAGCGCGAAGGCCCUCAUGUAUCCAUCGUAGUCAGGAAUAAGGGUAGCUAUCUCAAGUUUAACGUCAACAACGUGCUUGGGAGGAUCGAUUGUCCUGCCGAGCCGGUGAUGCUAUACUACCGGGCUUUGUGGCAUGCAAUGACAACAUACGUUGUGCCAGAUACACUUACGAAACGCACUGGUAUCGAAGAAGCACUGCAGUAUCUUCAGUCUGGCGCAUAUCAACCAUGGACACCACUAUCUUCAAGCGCAUGCGAUGUUCUCCACACCAUCUCCGCAUUAUCCCCUUCACGAGCGUAUUAUCCGUCGACGUUGAAAGCAAUGGAGACUGUCCGAUGGCGUUCUGAGUUGACAGUCGUCAUACAGGAUGACAGAUACCGACGUGUCGUAGCAACAAUUCUGGCGAGGAAUAUGGAACUUGCACGUUUUUCACCCACCGCUCAUUGCUGCGAGGCGCCGCUGUGUGCAGAUGGCAAUUCGCAUUUGGAGAAUCGAUCAAUACUCCGGAAUACCACGAACGGAUCCAAGCAUGAUACUGUCUACAAAGCGAGGGAUCGCCCAUUGUACGGACGAGAACGCUCCAACGCUAUGGACAUGGCAAGUUUGCUUUUCAAGUGGCCUGUCCAGGUCCCUAAUACCAAUGACCUAGCGUCUCUACUUGAAGCCUCGCCAAUCAUUAGUGGCUACACGCGAUCAUUCGACAAGAUACAGCUCACCGAUAUCCUCCACACAGAUGUUGGAUUAGAGUGGGGAGCUCUGGUCAAGACAGCCUUGGGGCUGUCCCGCGAUCAUCGAUUCGAGUUGACCUUCCUGUUCUCGUUGCUCGCCUUUACACCAGAUGCAAACAUGGACCUUUUGCGUGCCAUAGUUUCAUUUGCGAUCAUACCCGAUAUGAAAGACUUGUCGCUCCCAGGGGCUAUCGUGUACAGCCGAUUCAAGUUCGAGGAGUUACCAGAUGUGGAUCAUCUCGCCGCGCUUCUCAAACCAGCCAUUAAUUCAUACGUGGCUGACGAGAGUACAUCCACAGGCCAGUUGUUGAUGCGCCAGUUCGAUCACGACAAAGAAGCUAAUGGGGCUUGCAAGAAGAUCGCAAAAUCUAUUCUCGCGCAGUGGCCUUCAAAGAUCCUUGAUCUGGACCAAGUAGUCACUGUGAAAGACUCACUGUUGGACCGAGAAGAGGCCUUGGACUUGAUAUUACAUUCUUGGGAAAGGCUUGUUGACAACUUCCUUUUCAGUCUACACAUUGAGGAGUUGCAACUUGCACUUUCCCGGCAUUCUGUAGAAGCCUGUGUUCUGGCAUCACAGCCCAUCGUUUUGGCAGAACAGCGACCAAGCUAUUAUCCCUUUCCGAUGAGAGGUGGUGAUUUGCCCACUAUACAGGACAUCUUGGAGAAAAACAUUACUCAGAUGCAUGGUCUGAGUAUGAAACCGUCUGUGGGACCUGGUCCACGAAUCCUGGUCGACAUCCCCAACGGCAACGCGAAUACUCCGGGGAGAACCAUGACUUCUGCUCCUCCGAAUCACGCAAAAGGCGCUAGGAAGCAAUUUGUGCCAGAUCAUAUACGAGAGCUUAGCAAGAUCAUCGGACCCUUCCGCGCUAGUCCAUCUUUGAUACACAGACGCUAUGGAGAUGAACUUGACCACAGUAUCGAAGCAUUGGCCAAACACCUUGCUAAGCCCGAGUCUACCCAAGAACCUUUCAACCCCACUAAGCUAUCGAACGACCUAUUUGCCGCAAGGGAAUCUGUGCGUAUAAUUCAUGAGCAGCUCCGGCAUGCGUUCUCGAAAGGAGACUCGCGUGCGAAAUGGCUAAGUAUGGUCGGGUUGUGGCCAAGCAUGAGUCCGGUCACUCUGCUCACAGAGCUACGCACAACCUCAGGAGUGAGCUUCGGUGCAGGCGUAAAGGCAGCUUUGGUCAACUUCGGCGUCGCCAUCACUCAGUAUCAGCGUCUACUACGACUUCAGGACGCCACGCAAAAAGAACGCCGGCAGCAAGUGGAUGAUGAGCGCAGCAACCCUGGUCAUACAAAUUGGUCUCCUUUCGAAAUGGCUGAUUGGCUUCUACUUGAGAUUGAGAGCAAUAUCAUGAUUCGCCCAGAACAGGUGGAUGUGGCGUUGGGGACCAUCGCGCCCGCAUCUCGUCAAAACUCUGUGCUUCAGCUCUUGAUGGGCAAGGGUAAGACAUCCUGUAUCCUACCCAUGGUAGCUCUGGUACUUUCAAACGAAAACCUUUUUCGAGUCAUCCUGCCCAGGCCUCUCCUCCUGCAAUCUGCACAGAUCAUGCAAGCUAAGCUGGGUGGGAUACUGAAUCGUGAAGUAAUACACCUUCCGUUCUCUCGCAGGACACCAACAGGAAAACCUCUGAUGCAGGCCUACUGUCAAUUGCACAGCUACAUUCAAAAGCAAAAGGGCGUUGUUCUGGCUCUUCCUGAACACAUCCUAUCCUUCAAACUCAGUGGCCUGCAACGAUUGUGUGACGGAAAGGUUGAGGAAGCAACGAUGAUGAUCAAGGCCCAAGCCUGGCUUGACCGACAUGCGAGGGAUGUACUUGAUGAGUGCGAUGUUUCGCUUGCGAUUCGAACACAACUCAUAUACCCCUCUGGCUCGCAGCAGACAGUUGAUGGCCACCCACUUCGAUGGCAGACCAUACAGGCUCUCUUGAGUUUGAUCGUUACAUAUCUGAAUGAUCUCUCGAAGCGUUAUCCACACAGUAUUGAAGUGGUCAAGAGGACAGGCUUUCCACUUAUCUACUUCUUGCGGCCCGACGUGGAAAAUCACCUCACGGAUCAACUCGUGCAGUCAAUUUGCACAGGCCAGACGGAAAUUCUUCCAGUCCGCGCGUACUCCACGUCAUCUCAACAAGACAUACAAAAGUUCAUAUCUGAGCCUUUACUGGACGUUGACGUAACGACGCGCGUACUCGAAAUGUUCGUCGAGGAUCGCCACCUCGUCAACGUGGUGUACCAUUUGCGAGGCUUGUUCGUUCAUCGCAUCCUAAUGUCCACACUGAAGAAGCGAUGGAAUGUGCAGUAUGGCCUCCAUCCAAGCCGCGAUCCAAUCGCAGUCCCAUACCAAGCAAAAGGUGUACCAUCUCCUAGUGCUGAAUGGGGCCACCCCGAUGUCGCCAUAAUUUUGACAUGUCUGUCAUUUUACUACGACGGUCUCAGCUUGAACCAAUUCAAGCAAGCUAUUGAACAUUUAGCAAAAUCUGAUGAACCCAGCAUCGAAUACAGUCUAUGGGUCGCUGACGGAGUCCCAGAAGGCUUCAAGAACUACAACGCGGUGAAUGUGGAAGAUGUUCAUCAGCUGCGGGAGUUGCACCGCCAUGUCAAGGUGUCUUUACUUGACUUCUACCUAAACAGCUUCGUGUUCCCACAACAUGCGAAGCAGUUCAGUCGGAGGUUGUCUGCUUCAGGCUCAGAUCUUGUUGUGUACGACCCGAAUAGCCCAGCUUGUCGUGUUUCCGGAUUCUCUGGCACCAACGAUACGAGACAUCAACUUCCAAUGACCAUCAAGCAGAACGAUCUACCUCAGCUUGCGCAUACGAAUGCUGAGGUCCUAGCUUAUCUUCUAGAGGAGCGCAACCGCCACUACAUUCGCAUGGUCGACGUAUACAAUAAGCGAUUAAACGAGGAUGGUUUCUUGAGAAAGCUCUUGAAUCCAUAUGCAAAGCCGAAUGCACAGAACGGGCGGCCCAUCGUCGCUGAGCGAAUUCGCAUCCUCAUCGAUGCAGGCGCGCAGAUUCUAGAACACGACAAUCGCUCCCUUGCCAAAGCUUGGCUGAAAGAAGACCACGAGGCCGCUGCAGCAGUCUACUUCGAUGAAGGGCAUCGUGCAAGGGUUGUUUAUGGCAAGGGCACGGAUGUGCCGCUUGUCGCUUCACCUUUUGCUGAAAACCUUGAAGAUUGCCUGGUCUACAUUGACGAGAGCCAUUGCCGUGGCACUGACCUAAAGCUUCCUCCUAAUGCUAGGGCCGCGGUAACCCUCGGGCCACAUCUCACCAAGGAUGCGCUGGUCCAAGCCGCGAUGAGACUACGACUGCUCGGGAAAACACAGUCUGUGACGUUCUUCUCGCCGCCUGAGGUCCACCAGAGCAUCUUGGAUCUUCGACUCGCUGCACAGGGAGGCACGCAGAAAUCGCUGAGUUCUGCUGAUGUGAUUCGUUGGCUCUUCGAACAAACGUGCACAGGUAUCGAGCAGCUUGAGCCACUGUACUUCAAUCAAGCUCUCAACUAUCUGCAACGCACCCAGGCCAGACUGGAGCACUCGGACUUCUUGGAAGACCCAGAGUCACGCGAGGCCUAUCUGGCGGUCGUACGAUCGAAGGAGCUACAAUCACUCGAGCAACUCUAUGAGCCAAGACAUCAACAUCGGGGGCCCACGAUCAAAACUUCCGAUUUUGCACCAUGCCUCCGUACGUUCGUCGGCGAAGUCUUGAAACGUAGGAAAGGCUUUCAAGAUCGGGGAUUUGCCGUUCACUCUUCCGCUCUCGAGGAAGUUGAGCAAGAGCGGGAGAUGGAGUUUGAAGUUGAGGCCGUUCGCGAAGUUCAACCUCCCAUUCACUUCAAAGCCUUGAAGACAACCAGGCUACACCGUGACAUCGAGGAGUUGGCUCUGACAGGCCAGAUGCCAGCAGGAAGCGAUGCUUUUCAGCCAAUGUUCUACGCCUUACAGAAGACUGCAGUGGGACUGAGACAUGGUACGAUCGCAGCGGCGAGUAGAGCGACUCGCCUCUUUGUGUCAACACAAUUCAUUCGCACUGUGAGCGUCAACGAGCCUAACGACGGCUUCCUGCGUCCCUGCCAUUGGCUAUUGUGGUGCUGCACAAGCGAGAUCGGUCUGCUGGUUAGUCCUGAAGAAGCUGAUGCUCUGAUACCCAUUUUGCGUCACGUCAGUGAGCCAUUCUGCCACAUUAUUGUGUACUCGCCUCCGAUCACACGCAGGAUGCUCCAAUUUGGAGGGCUCAGCUAUUACGCCAUUCCGAGCCUCCCGGCCACUUUUAAAGCACCACUAUGGCUGAAAGUUGAACUCGGCAUCUUCGCUGGACGACUCUAUUUUGACUGGGAUGAGUGUGAAGAGAUUACGCUGUACCUUGGUAUACAAUCUGAAUUGGGAGACGUGCAUUUUAGUCAUAGAGAAACCUUUGCGACGAAGCCAUCAGCGUUCCUUCACGAGUGGCUCGCGAUCCGUCGGAGGGGUCAGGACUUCGAACAUACCCCGAUGGGCUACAUCACGACUGGAAAGCCACUCUCAGAGGACCAUCCCUUCUUUCGAACCAGUACAAAUGACAAGAACACCGACACUGAUUUCGAUAUCUCUCGCACACAGGUUACUCCUGUCGAGGAGGAAGAUGAUGACGAUGAGUCUGACGACGGUAACGAUCAUGCGAAGGAGCAUCUGUUUCAGACAAGCAUGGAUGAUGGAGACUCUGAUGUCUUCCACGAUGCCGUAGAAGCAGUGGAGGAGAACGGGGAGAGUACUUUCUUCAAAGGAAAGGCGUAUGUGGAUGCGGAAGACGAGGUUGAGAAAGAGAAGAGGAAAGCCGAAGAUCUCGGCCUAGAAGAGAAGAUGCGGAUCAUCAAACGCAUGGUCUCCGAGACUGAUUCCGGAGGAAGCUUCGAAGCUGGAACUAGUCUUCAUAUGUCCGAGCACAGUCUCCGAGACCAGCAGGAUAGGGCGCACGCAUCACGUCUAGAGGCAGAGGCCGGGCAGAUUGAGGCUGAGGCAGCGAGUAUGCGAGCUAAGGCUGCGAAAUUGAGAGCCGAUGCGGCAGGCAUUCGAGCCGAUCUGGAGGGUCGCCAGCUCACUCGAUCGCUACGUGCCGCCUGUGCCUCGCUCGAGGUUCAAUUCCCUUGGGAAUUUGGAGACGAAGUAGAAGACUACAGUGAUGCUCACAGCAAACUCGAACUUGCCAGACAACUCGAAGACGAGUUGAAUGACCCCGAAGGGGAAUGGAUGACACUCUCAGCAAAGAUCAGUAUGCAGAAGCGCUCGAGCGCAUGGAUUAGAAUGAUAGCGGAUAGCGCUUACAAAGCCGGCCGCAUCGCGGGAGAAGAUUACUUGUACUGGACUGCCAUUCUCGGACCGCAGCACCAUCUCCGGAAAGCCUACGACACCCUCGCAAAUACACAUCGGCAAUGCGCCGCGACAGAGAAGACUCACGCCGAGUCCCUCCAAGAGUGCGAAGCUGCACACGAACAAUGCUCUAGCAUUAUUUCGACUCUGCAAGAUGAGGUCGCCCAGCUUGGUGCGACCGCAAAAGAGCACAACGCGUGCAAUGGGAGAAUAGAGCUCUUGUCCGAGCAACUGCGCCGUUCCGAUAUCAUUGUAAAAAGGCAUAGUGCAUGCAGCGGAGAGAUGGACGUCUUGACCAACAACGCCCGCGACGUCGAAAAGAAGCACAAGAAGUGUGUCGAGAAUAUUGCGUCUCUAACUUUGAAGCUCGGCAAGGCCGAUAUCAUCGCGAAAAAGCAUGAUGGAUGCAGGGAAAGUAUAGACACAUUGAACUACAAAGUCCGCGACCUCGAACUGAUCGCAGAGGAGCACAAGAAGUGUGCCGGGAAGACCAAGUCUCUGACUGAAGAUCUCGAGCAGGCCAGCAAAGUCGCAGAGAAGCACAAAGACUGUGAAAGCAAGCUCAAGGCAUCCGAACAGCGUUCAGUAGAUCAUCAAGACUAUAUGCAGGCUAUCAGUGAUCUCAAGGCGCGAAUCCAGCAACUGGAAUCUCCCAAAAAGACUGCUCAGCAGAUCAGCCAAGGAAACGACAGACCUGACGUAAACAACGACAAAGCUCGCAUCGAAGUCCUGGAGCAACAACUUGCCAAGAUCGAAGCCGAUUUCAAAGACAUUUCCCGUAGGCUGAGAACAUGGACAUGUGCUGAUAUGAAACCACAUAGCCUCAAGGGCGACCGGAAGGCUACGUUCAUGGACUUUGUUAGAGAAGUGGUGGUUGGUCUCGACAUCUUGACCAAAAAGUACCACAACACCAUAGACGAAAUAGACAAGGCCACGGUCGCAGUGGGCGAAUUGAAGGAUGAUAUAGAGGCUCUCACGACAGAGCGAGAUUCAUGGAGGGUGGACUGCAUGGAACUCUUGGAGAAGGCGCAACUUGCGCAGAAAUCGCAUGACGCGAAGGAGCGUGCGCUUGCGCAACAGCUGACCGACCAGGACCUUUUGAUUGCAGAACUUCAACUUCUCCUAGCGGAAGCUGGACUAGAUUUAGCUGAGUAG
Molecule: messenger RNA, 11088 nt
Organism: Parastagonospora nodorum SN15
Lineage: Eukaryota; Fungi; Ascomycota; Dothideomycetes; Pleosporales; Phaeosphaeriaceae
Exons: 12
Coding region: 1-11088 (3695 amino acids)
Source: RefSeq, a predicted model, not a curated record